Alnus glutinosa is the source of this 693-nucleotide messenger RNA. Its product is annotated as probable small nuclear ribonucleoprotein F. Gene Ontology annotation, molecular function: RNA binding. Gene Ontology annotation, biological process: spliceosomal snRNP assembly; mRNA splicing, via spliceosome. Gene Ontology annotation, cellular component: U1 snRNP; catalytic step 2 spliceosome. The transcript is spliced from 6 exons. The record is from RefSeq and is a predicted model, not a curated record. NCBI's taxonomy places the organism in Eukaryota, Viridiplantae, Streptophyta, Magnoliopsida, Fagales, Betulaceae. Bases 204 to 467 code for a protein of 87 amino acids.
UUCAAUCCUAAUAACCCUAAAGACCAUUAAAAAGCCUUGCACUUUCUUCCUCCGGCGCCGUUACUUUCUCUUUCGCUCCUUCUACUAACAAAACCUUGUUGCAGAUUCACAUCUCCCCUUUUUUCUUCUCCUCUUCGAGCCAACAGUGUGGUUCUGGACGAUCGGUCCCGGAAAUAUAAAGCUCGGCUCGGAUUGCAUAUUAAAUGUCUAUCCCAGUUAACCCAAAACCUUUCUUGAACAAUUUGACCGGGAAGCCUGUCAUUGUGAGACUCAAGUGGGGAAUGGAGUACAAAGGUUUUCUUGCCUCAGUGGAUUCAUACAUGAACUUGCAGCUGGCUAACACUGAAGAAUACAUUGAUGGGCAAUUCACUGGAAAUCUGGGAGAGAUUUUGAUCAGAUGCAACAAUGUAAUGUAUCUUCGCGGGGUUCCGGAGGACGAAGAAAUUGAAGAUGCUGAGCGAGACUAGGGAAUAGGAUUCCAGUAUUUAAUAUUUGCUUCGUUUGAGGCAUAUAACCUGUAGUAAUUCUACUGUGUAAUCCAAUGUAGAGAUGUUGUGGAUGUUGGAUGUGCAUGCUAACCAUGACUCUUAAAGGACCCUCGUAGAUCUACUGUUCCCUGCCCUGUCAAGCAUGCAUUGUUUAUUUUCACUUGAGGAGUUUAUUUCUGCAAGUAAAUCUCUUUUUCUCAUUUAA